UUAUAUAAUUAUUUAAAUCCUAAAUUUCAUAUUCCAAAAUCCCUACCACAACUUACAACUCUAAAUCUUAAGUUUAAAUUAAUUAAAAGUGAUUAAUGUAAAUAUGAAAAUUGGUAAUAUGAAUGUACCUAGCUAGUAUUUACGAUAAUUUACCUAAAGAUAAUAACAGUAUAUAUAUCUUGGAACUAUACGUUUAAAAAGUUUAUACGACGAUAAAAAGAGAGCUUAUAGAGGAGGGGAGGCCGAUUAGGGUUUGAUCGACAAUGGAUCAGCAAGAAGAAACAAUCGAACAAAUCAACAAAAAAAGAAGAAAACAAUCAACAUUUACUUUUCCUCUCGAUCUAAUCUCAGAGAUACUCUCAAAGUUGCCGGCAAAAUCUGUUGGCAGGUUUCGUUGUGUUUCAAAGCUCUGGUCAUCAAUCACCACCGCUCCGUACUUCAUCAACAAGUUCGAAACUCAAUCCAGACAAAAGAAGCCAAGUCUUCUUGUCACCUUCAAAAAAGGUGACAGGUUGUUUGUUUUCUCGAUUCCACAAGACCGCCAGUCUUCAAACGAACCUCAUACGAUUCCUUCUCAGCCUGUUCACAGUUAUCAUAUGACAUACCCUAAAUCACGUCGCUUCUUUCCUAGGGCAUCUGUCCACGGCUUGAUCUGCUGCUUUCAAAAAGCAAAAAAACUCAUAAUCUGGAACCCUACAACGAGAAAGUUGUACACCCUAACCAAACCCGAAAAAAGAUGGAAGUAUGCAACAUUUUUAUUAGGAUAUGAUCCAACUGAUGCUAAAUACAAAGUUUUGUGCAUUCGUUUUGGUGAAACCACUGACGAGGGUUGUGUUUUAACAUUGGGAUCAGCUCAAGAAUCAUGGAGAAGGAUCAAAACCAACCAUAAGCAUUAUGUUUACACUUACCCUGCCUAUGUAUGCACUAACGGCUUUAUUUACUAUACAGCAUAUGCUGACAAGACAGAUAGAAUUGGGUUUAUAAUGAGCUUUGAUGUCAGAUCUGAAAAGUUCCGUAUGAUAAAAUAUCCGUGGAAUGCUUAUUGGUAUUUUUCUGUACUCACAUAUCAGGGAAUGCUCGCUUGUCUUAGAAGUAAUAUUCCAGGUCAUAGCAUAACAUUGUGGAUUUUACAGGAUGCAGAGAAACAUGUUUGGUCUCCUAAAAACUUUCUUGUGCCCUUUCAUUACUAUGAUCAGAGUUUGAAACUAGUGUGCAACUUAAUUGGUAUCACGGAUGCAGGCGAGAUUGUUUAUGUACCAGAAAGGUGUUACAAAUCGUUUUAUGUUAUAUAUUAUGAUUCGGAGAGAAACAAGUUCCACAGAGUUGAGUAUAAAGGAAUCGCAGACGAUGAAUCAAGGCUCAAGAAUGGACUUGUAAGAAGUCGUCUGUUUAAUAUCCCUAUUGUCAGGAAUCACAUGGAGAGUCUCAUGUCUUUUUAACACUUGGAACAAUUCCUGUUUUUUUUCUUUUAUAGAAUGACGCUUAAUUUAUGCAAUUUCUUGAUUUAUCGUAUCUUAUAAUGGUUUUACAUUUUAAUUGUAAUCUAGAGAGUUUUUGUUCUUCGUAAUAUCAUCAAAGUUCUUCUACGA
Brassica napus (rape) is the source of this 1589-nucleotide messenger RNA. Its product is annotated as putative F-box protein At1g50870. The transcript has a single exon. Gene Ontology annotation, molecular function: protein binding. Lineage: Eukaryota; Viridiplantae; Streptophyta; Magnoliopsida; Brassicales; Brassicaceae. Bases 264 to 1439 code for a protein of 391 amino acids. The record is from RefSeq and is a predicted model, not a curated record.